UUCUGUUUUCUCCCUCUCUCUCUCUCUGCAGCCAACUCCUUGAACAAUCCGCCAUCUCUCUCUAGAUUUCUCUCUCUAAAACAAUCAAAAUUUGUGGUGGGUAUGGCUCUACAAGUCCAAGUCUCUCUCACUCCUCCCUCAAUUCAUUCACCAGCUUCUCUGUCUUCAGUGUAUAUCAAGCAUUCGACUCUUUGCUUCAUCGGAGACCACAGGUCAUUGGGUUCAUCAUCUAGGGUUUCGAAGAGUGUAAUUGGGGAAGAGAAGAGGAGAGAGAAGAUUGGUGCUAAAAAGGGUCUCUGUGUGAGGGUGAGUUCGAGCUUGGACACCGCCGGUCCGGUGGUGGGUCAGGUCACGGAAGUCAACAAGGACACCUUCUGGCCUCUCGUCAACGCCGCCGGCGACAAGGCCGUCGUUGUCGACAUGUACACUCAGUGGUGUGGUCCUUGCAAAGUGAUGGCUCCAAAAUUUCAGGAAUUGUCUGAGAAGUAUCUUGAUGUUGUCUUCUUAAAGCUAGACUGUAACAAGGAUAACAAGCCAUUGGCGAAGGAGCUAGGGAUAAGGGUGGUCCCAACAUUCAAGAUUCUCAAAGACAGUAAAAUUGUUAAAGAAGUCACUGGGGCCAAAUUUGAUGAUUUAGUUGUUGCAAUUGAGACUGUUAGAUCCACUUAAUAUUCUUCCUUCUUGUUUCCCUGUUGUAAAAUAUAUAAUAACGAAUUGUAUCUAUCUAAAAUAAGUAUUUUGCAAUUAGAAUUCUGUAUUUUUCUGUA
Cornus florida is the source of this 767-nucleotide messenger RNA. Its product is annotated as thioredoxin F-type, chloroplastic-like. The transcript has 3 exons. Bases 103 to 669 code for a protein of 188 amino acids. Lineage: Eukaryota; Viridiplantae; Streptophyta; Magnoliopsida; Cornales; Cornaceae. The record is from RefSeq and is a predicted model, not a curated record.